Caenorhabditis bovis is the source of this 219-nucleotide messenger RNA. The record is from the annotation of a GenBank genome assembly. Lineage: Eukaryota; Metazoa; Nematoda; Chromadorea; Rhabditida; Rhabditidae.
AUGGGCAUUCGGAUUCACUUCAACCGAGCUCCACGACGACUCUUGGCUCUGUUUGGAAUCCCGAACAUCUAUGGAGCAACAAGCAAUCAGAGAGUUCAAUGGAAGAGCCAGAAGAUUCCAGGACUUCGAUGGUUCCUCGGAGGUAAAGUAAAGGGUCCCAUCUCCGACUGGACGGAGUCUACUGGUCCGCAUCCGACUGGCCAUGAUCCAACUCGCUAG